Messenger RNA from Trichoderma aggressivum f. europaeum, 522 nucleotides. RefSeq lists its product as uncharacterized. The record is from RefSeq and is a predicted model, not a curated record. The transcript has 2 exons. Lineage: Eukaryota; Fungi; Ascomycota; Sordariomycetes; Hypocreales; Hypocreaceae. Bases 1 to 522 code for a protein of 173 amino acids.
AUGCUCUUUUCAAACAUCUUCGUCGCCAUCUCCUUGGUUUCUUCUGCUCUCGCUCUGCCUAUCAGCAGCACGCCACUCGAGAGGAGAGCGCUGCAAUUCCGCAAAUACGCCGAUUUUCAGGUUUCUGAUGGCAAGGCCGGAAAUGCUUUGGCCGAAGUUCAAGCAAAGUUUCCGAUUGAUACGAGUAAUCUGAAGGGCGUCUCUGCUAGCGAUCUCGCCAUCAUCAACGCGGCGCGAGAGACUGCAGAGGCAGCCGAGACUGAUGCGUUCAACGGUCAAAUCAAGGCGGCAAGCGGUUCCGCUGCGACGGCAUUGCAAAACGGCAAGAUCAAGAACAAGGUUCUCAAGUUGUUCUUGGAGGUGACUGCCCUCCAGAUUCAGCAGGCUCAGGGCAAAGACAAGCAGGAUAAGAUUGAUGAGGAGCAGAAGAAGCUCAACAACAACAUCAGCUUGGAUAAGAAGGCGGCCGGUCAAGCAAGUGAGGGAGUUGAUUUCACGGAUGAUGUUGAGCCCGACAACUAG